Molecule: messenger RNA, 1539 nt
Organism: Vigna unguiculata (cowpea)
Lineage: Eukaryota; Viridiplantae; Streptophyta; Magnoliopsida; Fabales; Fabaceae
Cellular component (GO): chloroplast
Source: RefSeq, a predicted model, not a curated record
UCAAUCUUACACCCAGAAACCUACGGCUGAGGGUAGUGACGCACGGUGUAUGACUCAUACUCUGUUUUGUGUUCCACUUUGGGUUCUUAGCAUUUCUUGAAUCUUUAUUUAUUUAAGAUGGUUCGGUGAUUCAACGCGACCCUCUUCGACCCUUUUCGUUGCUUCCUUCAUUCGCAUGUUAUCAUGGCAAAUGCCAAGUUCGGUUCUUCCUUUUCUUGUUCCGCGGCUUCUCUUUCUUCUUCUCCUUUACAACGCACGAGAAGUGCUCAGUUGAGCUUAUCACAAGGGUUGUUUGUCAACCAGCUAACUGGUGCUCAGCUACAAAUGUACACUAAAGAAAAAUCAUGCCAGCUUAAGUUUAUGCAUGGAAUGCUGAACUUUAAGGGAAGGUUACAGAAACAGCAUAAUGCUCUUUUUGUUGUCUCUGAGGAUCGUGAGCUUGAAACAACUACUUUAGUGCCAGAAAACAAUGAUAUUGUUGUAGAAGGCGUCUCUCCUGCAAGCAACUUGUAUUUUCAUUUAUCAGGGAGUGAUGGAAAGUCAGGUUUAAUAUCAUUUUAUAACCGGCCUUACAGAAGAGAUAGUAAGAUACUUUUAUCAAAUCCAGAGAGAAGUCAAAACAGCAUAUUGUGGUUUCUGGGCCCUGCAGUUCUUGUUGCUUCCUUCAUUUUUCCUUCACUCUAUUUACGCAAAGUGCUUUCCAUCGUUUUUGAGGACUCUUUGUUGACAGAUUUCCUCAUCUUAUUCUUCACAGAGGCAAUUUUCUACUGUGGUGUUGCGGUAUUUCUUUUCCUACUGGACCAUUUAAGAAGACCCAUGCUACUGGAUACUGCUACAAACAAUAGUGAUACUCCACCCCCACAGUUGGGACAGAGAGUCUCUUCUGUUGCUACUCUUGUGCUUAGUCUAGUAAUUCCAAUGGUAACUAUGGGUUUUGUCUGGCCAUGGACUGGCCCUGCAGCCUCUGCAACUCUUGCUCCAUACCUUGUUGGUAUAGUUGUCCAAUUUGCAUUUGAGCAGUAUGCCAGAUAUCGAAAGUCACCGUCACGUUCUGCCAUUCCAUUAAUCUUUCAAGUGUACAGGCUUCACCAACUAAAUAGAGCAGCACAACUGGUGACAGCUUUAUCAUUUACAGUUAGAGGAGCUGAAAUGACCUCACACAACAUGGCUAUAAACAGCUCUUUGGGUACCCUUCUAAAUGUCCUACAAUUCCUUGGUGUGAUUUGCAUUUGGUCCUUGUCUAGCUUCCUCAUGAGAUUUAUCCCUUAUGCUUCAACAACUAUGCAGUAAAGAAUCUCUUGUAAAGUUUGUUAAAUGUCAUCUCAUGCAUCAAAAACACACACCCCAGUUCAUCUUCAUGCAGAAUAUGUAGAUACACUUGGGUUUAUUUUUUGGCGGUGUAAAACUGUUCAGUCUAAUUGAAGAUUUGGAUACUAAUCCUCUGACUCUGUCUAGAAUAAAAAAUGGUUACAGGAAUUUGUAAUUGAGGAUUUUGAUACAGAUGAAGCAGAGACAUAGUCACAGCUCUACUUUAGUAAA